GGCUUUAUAAUUAACUUUGAUUAUUUAUGCAGGACUGAUCCAUACAAAGAACGAUAUUGAAGGCAAAAACGAGUGCAGGUGUUUUGUGAUUUCUAAACAGUGUACCCAACUUUCUUUUAAACGAAUCUGGGUCUGUGCGGAUUUUGCAAUCUGCAAAAAAACAUAAAAUUUCUUAUAACAUCAAACGAUUUAGGGAGUUGGGCAACACCACAAGUAAAAAAUUAAAAAAACCUCAACUGUGAACAGUCUAUUCGUCCUUAUUGCUCUUGAACUUUUAGAGAAGGAACGUCGGAAGACUUGAAAGUCUAACCCCAAUGUUUCAAAUGCAUGUGCAAUAUAAAGCCCGAAAGUAAAUUAAGCAAAAAAACCCACUAAAGUAUGGAAAAAAAUAAAAUGAAAUACAAAAAGCGCAAAUCCGGAAAGUCCAAAAUAUCUUUUGACGAAGAGGUCGUAACCAAGGAUAGUGCCAAAGAUUUAAAUCCUGCAUACUGCAAAUUGCCCAUUUCCAACUCAACUACUAAAGAAACCGAGCCUGAAGGCAAGAAAAAAACCAAAAGGAAACGAAAAGCCAAGGAAGCCCCAGCCGAUGUUUCAAAUGACCAAAAACCCAAGAAGAAAAAGCGACCAGUUGAAGAACAGACUAUAGAAGACAAUGGGACCGUUCAGGAAAGUCUAGAAGCCGAAAUCCCCGCUGCAAAAGAGUCGGUAAAGCCACAAAAGGAAUCUAUUAGAUCCCGAAAGCGCAAAAAGCAGGCAAAGCUACUAGAAGACAAAAAAAACAAGGUCGAGCUGGAUUUGCAACAAAAGUCCCUCAACUACCUCUCCAAAUGGAAACAUAGUAAAACUGAAUGGAAAUUUGAAAAACUCAAGCAAAUUUGGCUGCAACAAAACCUGCUCGAUCUACAGAAAAUUCCCAAUGAGUUUUGGGAAACGGUUGUAGAGUACUUUAGCAGCUCUAAAGGAAUGUCCAGGAAAUCCGUUCUAGAUCAAGCCAUCAAGUUUAUAGAGGAGGAUGAAAACGUCGCAAAAGAAGAACAGGAAGAGGACUAUAAAGUGAAGCUGCAAAGGGCCCGGGACAUAGUCCAAUACCUACAGUAAUGUUUGAUUUUUAAAUAAUACACCAAACAUUUACACAAAAGUUUUUGUCAGGUGAAUAUGUUACAAAUAAAUACGAGGAACAAUUGUCUUGUA
Dendroctonus ponderosae (mountain pine beetle) is the source of this 1191-nucleotide messenger RNA. RefSeq lists its product as uncharacterized. Bases 379 to 1098 code for a protein of 239 amino acids. NCBI's taxonomy places the organism in Eukaryota, Metazoa, Arthropoda, Insecta, Coleoptera, Curculionidae. The transcript has a single exon. The record is from RefSeq and is a predicted model, not a curated record.